CAGUCCGUAACUUGUGUGUCGGCGCUUCCCCCCGUCGGCUUUUGUUGUCCGUCUGGUUUCCCGCCAUCUACUAAAAAACAUCGUCUUUCGUGCAAUCGUGCGUGUACCUACCAUCAACGUUUUGUUUUCCUUCGUUCAUAAUCCAUCGCUCAUAUUUGUUUACAGAUGCGAUAUUCACGUACAGUAAUUAAAUAGUAACAACAGCACCAACGAUCCAUAAUCAGACCGUGCUCGGCGUUUGGUGUGCAUCGCGUCGUCAUCACCGCUACCGAUCCGUAUAUUGUAUUCGAGUUCGUCGUGGUUCGGUGUUACAAUAACUCGCCAAUUACAGUGUUUAUACGCAUAACAUAAUAAUUGCCACUUGUUAGUUAUUACACGCCCUGCAAUAGUUAUGCUCUCCUCGUCGUACCCGUAGUAGGUAUAAAUUAUUCUGGUUACUGGCAGAUACGGACACUCCGCUUGUCUUAUUGCGGCAGUGACAGAAGCUCGUCGUCGCCAUGGGUGUACCCGUGGGAACAAACGUCUUGGACGAAGACAUCUACAACAGCAAGUUCUUGGAUCUGUGCAAAGGCUUAAAUUUGGACAAGAAUGCUGCCAGCCGUGCAUGGGAAACCUAUCUGGCCGUCAAGGAGAACUAUUCUUUGGACGGUGAUCCAAGUCAUUGGUUGGCUUGUGCUAUAUAUGUGGCGUGUCGUAAUGUCACUGAACAUACAGUUGGAGACAGCGAAACAUUGAUCGAAGGCAAUUUAGUUAGCUUAACACGACUUCUCCGUUUGUGCAAUAUUAGUCUUAUACACUUUAUUGGAAAAAGCAAAAAAUGGGCAGAUAUGAUCAAUAUGCCUCCAGAAUUACGCCGUAAAAUAGAUAAAUUGGAAAAAAACUUUGCUGUUUCAAUGGUUAUAUUUAAAAAAUUCCAACCAAUCUUUGGAGCUAUGUUUAACAAUACCAAAGAUGAACAAACAAAAACUCGUUGUUCUAAAAAGCAAAAGGUGACAUGUUCAGCUUCUAAACUUUUUGAGUUUUGUUGGACAUUGUUUGUUGUUGCUAAAUCUGAAUUUCCAGAUUUGAGUGAAAAUUUGGUCAACUCUUAUCAUUUGCUAUUAGCUUGUUGUGAUUAUGUGUACACAAAUAUUCUUAUAGCUGAUUUAAGAGACUUAUUGAAUAAAUCCUUUGGAGGCCUACCCCAGGAUUUUGAAUCUACUUCUUAUGUUUUACCUUCAAAACCUAUUUGUAUAAUUGAUUAUUUAUGUCAAAAAUAUGAUGGUAUAACUACCGAUGCAAAAGUGAUAAAAGAGUACUUUUGGAAGACAAAUCUAAAAAAAUUAAUUGAAARAAAAGUAUUAAAAGGAGAUUCCGAAUUAAAUUUACUUUUAGAUGCUGUUAACUUUGACUUCAAUUAUAAGGCGAUCAAUAAACGAUAUGAACAAUAUGUCUUGAGUGUUGGGGAAUUUGAUGAACGAAUAUUCCUUUCUGAAAACGCUAAUGUUGAAAUUGGAGCAUCAAAUGAAUGUACAACAGAAGAUUUAGCUAAAGAAAUGAAAAACAAAAAAAACAAUUUAUUUAAUCAACAAACACCACUUACGGGACGAAAUCAUUUAAAACCAAAAAUUGACUUAUCUGAUGAAAGUGUACCUGUGAAAAAUGCUUCUGAAAUGGUAUUCAAAAUACAAUCUAUUUUAGCAGAUUGCUCACCUUAUCCGUCCGACAAAUUAUACACUUUGCUAAAGUCAUGUUCAGCAACUUUGAAAAGCGAAAUUGAAGAUCUAAUUAAUAUGUUAGGCAUUAAAUUCUGUUCUCAAUAUUGUCAAGUAGAUCAUAAUUCUGCGUUGCAUAAUGAUUUUGCUGAAAAAAGAUUGGUUAUGGCCAAGACAUGKUUUUACAAGUUGUUUGAAAAUAUUAUUGCCAAAGAGGCAAAAAAUCCUAAAUAUGAUAUUAAAAAUUUAAUUUGUCAUGCUGUAUUUCACGAGACUCUUUUUGCAUGCUGCUUAGAAAUGGUAAUCUUUGCUUAUAAUUCACAACGUGCAUUUCCAUGGGUACUUAAUGCUCUUCAAAUCCAUCCUUACCAUUUCUAUAAAGUAAUUGAAGUAAUUGUUCGUGUUGAAGAUAAACUACCUCGUGAUAUGAUCAAACAUUUGAAUAGAGUUGAAGAACAAGUUUUGGAUAGUUUAUCAUGGCAGUCUGAAAGUCCUUUAUGGGAUUUAAUUAAUAGAAACAAUAAGCUCAUUCCACACUAUGAUGAA
Diuraphis noxia (Russian wheat aphid) is the source of this 2240-nucleotide messenger RNA. Its product is annotated as retinoblastoma-like protein 1. Gene Ontology annotation, biological process: regulation of transcription by RNA polymerase II; cell differentiation; negative regulation of G1/S transition of mitotic cell cycle. NCBI's taxonomy places the organism in Eukaryota, Metazoa, Arthropoda, Insecta, Hemiptera, Aphididae. Gene Ontology annotation, cellular component: chromatin; nucleus; transcription regulator complex. The record is from RefSeq and is a predicted model, not a curated record. Gene Ontology annotation, molecular function: RNA polymerase II transcription regulatory region sequence-specific DNA binding.